CUGGGAGCUGUGCGUGUGCUAGUAGGCCCCCUGGUUUUCUGCCGGGCCAGCAGCUGGGGUCUGAGUCUGCUUAGACCUCGUAGACCUAUAUGGAGUCAGACAAGCCUGGCUGCUGCCCCUCUUCUCUCUCCUCACACAUCUCUCUGUCUGUCUGUCUGUCUCUCUCUUUCUGGCUUACCAGGGCUCACCCAGUCUGGGGUGGAGGGAGGGGCAGUAGUUAUUGAAUUGGGCUCUGCUGCCCCCUCUAGACUGAGAGCAGGGAACUUUGCCACCUCACUUGUGUCCCCUGUGCCAGCACAGGGCUGAGGGCAGACAAGACCUCACCUUGGAGAGCUGGCUGAGCCAAUGAGUGAGGCAAAGCAGUGUCUGAAAUACUGCAAUGGCCACAGGGCAGCAGGAAUUCGUAGGAGGCUGGAGUCUGCAAAUCUGCGGGGAGGUGGGCCUGGGACCGGACUGAAAAGCACAAGCAGGAUCUGGACAAGAGAAGAGGAAGAAGCAGGGGGUUGUGGGGUGGGCAGUGCCCAUGGAUCAGAUAUUAGUGGUAGGAAAAGCUAACAUUUAUUGAGCACUUAGGGUAUACAGUCUGUGCAUCUCACUGACUCUCAUGGUGUCUCCACGAGGGUGGACAGGUGAGGAAGCUGAGGUUUGGUGGGUGACAAAACUUGCUCAGGGUCAUACAACUGAGAGCCAGAGCCGACCGCAGCCCUGGCUAGUUGGCUCCAGUGCCUGCCUUCCUAACCGGACAUCGGCAGCGGUGGCCAGCUCCCAAUUUAGCCAGGCCCAGCAUCUUCUAGCCGUGUGGGGUGUGGUCCCCGAUCUAGUGCCUUGGAGAGAGCCUCAGACUGGGGCAGGGGUCCCCUGGGGCUGAGCGCCUGCCAUGUAUCUGCAUUUGUAAUUGCUGCAGCAGUGACAGCAGCACCGCAUCACCCAGGAGGUAUCAGGUGCUUCACAUCUGUCACCUUGCUGACUGCUCCCGGAUGCUGUGGGUUUAGAUGUAUUAUCUGCCUUGUAAGGUGAGGAAAUAGGCCUAGGGGGGGUCAGAGCCACUAAGUGGUGGAGAGGGAUUCAAACUGGGGUCUGUGGGACUCUAGAGUCAGCAUACCUGAGCUAUGGCCUGUCACAUCAUCCCAGAGAUGUUUGCUAAGUGCCUUUCUGUAAAGAGAACUCCAGAGACCAGCCCAGAGCCCAGCUAGGUCCGUGGGCUGCUAAAGAUGGAACCCUACAUCUUCCUCAUGGCCUGAGGCCACCCCCAAUGCCCCACCCCUGCUGCUCUAGGGGGCUAUGCAGUGCUCGGGAGUGGUCCCUUGCAGGUGGCAGCAGGCUCUGGUGAGGCCAGCUGAGAGUGCAAACAUCAGGAGGGGACUUGGAAGGCCCUGGGGAUGGCAGCAGCACCAUUCACUGAUGCCUGCCCUACGCCCGGCUCCACCCAGACACUGAGAGUGGCUCGCAGCCCUACAUGGGAGAAAGACACCUUCACGUAUUCACAGCCCAACCCAACUCAUACCCUGGGGGAACAGUGAUGGAGGGCCCUGGGGCAGCUCAGAGUCUUCCCAGGGGACACAUCACUGGUGUUGGUUCUUAGAGAAGUUGCUAACUGCACAAGAGAGGGAGAGGGCUUCCAGGCAGAAGGAACAGCAUGUGCAAAGGCCUGGAGAGAGGAACUUCUAGAUAGACCUGUAUGACUGGGGUGUGGGCGCUGGAAGAGAGACAGGGUCAAGCCCUGAACAUUCUAGAACAGCAAGCCGAAGAGCUGGGAUGUGCCCCGCUGCUGCUGGCCCACCAUGGCCUGUGGCUCUGGACGAGAUACGGGGCCUGUCAGCCCCGCCUGUGCCAGGGCAGCAAGAGCUCCACAAAGUCCUGGCCAAUGCCUGCAAGUCACAGUUCCUCCCGGGCCACAGAUUCCCCUUCUGUGAAGUGGGUGUCCGGUGCUCAGGGCCAGGACUGGCACCAUGGCCCGGAGCAGGGCACUGCUGUUCCUGUUGCUGUUGCCAUCGCAGCUGCAGCUGGGACCGGUGAGCACGGUGAGGUCUCCGGGGUUUGGCCGAGGUGGUGCCCACAGCCUGAGCCCUGAAGAGAACGAAUUCAUGGAGGAGCCAGUGUUGGUCCUGAGCCCUGAGGAGCCCGGGCCUGGCCCUGCCACCAUCAACUGCCCCCGAGACUGUGCCUGCUCCCAAGAAGGUGUUGUGGACUGUGGUGGCAUUGACCUGCGUGAGUUCCCGGGGGACCUGCCUGAGCACACCAACCAUCUGUCUCUGCAGAACAACCAGUUGGAGAAGAUCUACCCCCAGGAGCUCUCCAGAUUGCAUCGACUGGAAACUCUGAACCUCCAGAACAACCGUCUGACUUCCCGAGGGCUCCCGGAGGAGGCGUUUGAGCAUCUGACCAACCUCAACUACCUGUACUUGGCCAAUAACAAGCUGACCUUGGCACCCCGGUUCCUGCCAAACACCCUGAUCAGCGUGGACUUCGCUGCCAACUAUCUCACCAAGAUUUACGGGCUCACUUUUGGCCAGAAGCCAAACUUGAGGUCCGUGUACCUGCACAACAACAAGCUGGCGGAUGCCGGGCUGCCGGACAACAUGUUCAACGGCUCCAGCAACGUCGAGAUCCUCAUUCUGUCCAGCAACUUCCUGCGCCACGUGCCCAAGCACCUGCCACCUGCCCUCUAUAAGCUGCACCUCAAGAACAACAAGCUGGAGAAGAUCCCACCAGGUGCCUUCAGUGAGCUGAGCAAUCUGCGUGAACUGUACCUGCAGAACAAUUACCUGACUGACGAGGGUCUGGACAAUGAAACCUUCUGGAAGCUGUCCAGCCUGGAGUACCUCGAUCUGUCCAGCAACAACCUGUCGCGGGUCCCGGCAGGGCUGCCGCGCAGCCUCGUGCUCCUGCACCUGGAGAAGAACGCCAUCCGGAGCGUGGACGCAGACGUGCUGACGCCCAUCCGCAGCCUCGAGUACCUGCUGCUGCACAGCAACCAGCUGCACGCGCGCGGCAUCCACCCGCGGGCCUUCCAGGGCCUCAAGCGGCUGCACACGGUGCACCUGUACAACAACGCUCUAGAGCGCGUGCCCAGCGGCCUGCCCCGGCGUGUGCGCACUCUCAUGAUCCUGCACAACCAGAUCACCGGCAUUGGCCGCGACGACUUCGCCACCACCUACUUCCUGGAGGAGCUCAACCUCAGCUACAACCGCAUCACCAGCCCACAGGUGCACCGAGAUGCCUUCCGCAAGCUGCGCCUGCUGCGCUCGCUGGACCUGUCCGGUAACCGGCUGCACACCUUGCCACCCGGGCUGCCGCGCAACGUGCACGUGCUGAAGGUCAAGCGCAAUGAACUGGCAGCCCUGGCGCGCGGAGCGCUGGCCGGCAUGGCCCAGCUGCGUGAGCUCUACCUCACCGGCAACCGGCUGCGCAGCCGUGCCCUGGGCCCCCGCUCCUGGGCCGACCUUGCCCACCUCCAGCUGCUGGACAUCGCUGGGAAUCAGCUCACAGAGAUCCCUGAGGGGCUCCCUGAGUCACUCGAGUACCUGUACCUGCAGAACAACAAGAUUAGCACUGUGCCUGCCAAUGCCUUCGACUCCACGCCCAACCUCAAAGGCAUCUUUCUCAGGUUUAACAAGCUGGCCGUGGGCUCCGUGGUGGAAAGUGCCUUCCGGAGGCUGAAGCACCUGCAGGUCUUGGACAUAGAAGGCAACUUUGAGUUUGGUGACGUUUCCAAGGACCGGGGCCAGUUGGAGGAAGAGGAUGAGGAAGACGAAGAGGAUGAGGAUGAGGAGGAUGAGGAAAGGCGAUAGUGACGGGGUGAACCGGAUUUGACAUAGGACACCGGACCGCCAGACCCCUUUCUGCAGCACGUACCUGUGCCCUGUGAGCCCCACUCUGCCAUGCUCACAGACACACCCAGUGCCACCCUCACCAGCCACCCUGCACCCCACUGCGACAACACAGGCUGGACACACAGUCUCCCAUUCCCCCUUGUUCCUGUAGUACCCCACGGCCAGACACGUGCAGGCAACAUGACACAGUCACACACUGCUGGCUGCACGGAGCAAGCCCACCAUACAGUUCCCCUCUCCAUCCCACGCCCUCCAUUGCCAUCAUGCCCUUGGACUCCUGCAGACUCAGGGAAGGGUCUGACCCUGCCCUGGCACUCACGGGCGCCUGCUCCCUUCACCUCGGACCCGCAUGUGCACGCGUGCACGCGUGCACGCGCGCGCGCACACACACACACACACACACACACACACGAGUCCCAUGAAAACAGCCCUCUAUGGCCUAUGCCACCGACAUAUCUUGCCCCAGCCAGAACUGGCCAGAACAGCUUGCCACCUGCUCAUCCGUCUGUUCGUCCGUCCACUGGAGAAGACAGAGUUAUCUUGGUGCUCUCUGUGGCCAGGUGCCUGCCACCCUCUGGAACUCACAGAAGCUGACUUUUGUUCCUUUUCUUCCCUUUGGGGACAGGAACCUUUGGGACUGCUGCCCUGGCCUGCCUGCCCUGACUCCCAGCUGCCCGGGCAGCCACUCCCUGCCAGGCCCUGGCCAGCCACAGGCAUGUCUGUGAUGGGAAACCCCAUUGAGGCCAGAGGGAAAGUCUCCUGGGGUUGUUGGGGCCUUGGGCAGAAGUCAGGCGGAAGGGCAGUGCCAGGCAAGGAGGAAAGGCCCAGCUGCCCUGAUGACAUACCUUUUUUAUUCUUUGGGCCUGUGGGAUGUUCUGGGUGCCUUGGGUUUUUAAAUUCUUUUUUAAGAAAAAAAAAAUGAUAAAAAACAAAACUGAUUUUUCUUGUUAUAGAAAAACUAAUAUAAAAGCAUUACCCCUUUCUGGCAGCCUA
This is a messenger RNA of Leopardus geoffroyi (Geoffroy's cat), 4826 nucleotides long. RefSeq names its product podocan (gene PODN). Gene Ontology annotation, molecular function: protein binding. The record is from RefSeq and is a predicted model, not a curated record. The coding region runs from base 1950 to 3791 and encodes 613 amino acids. NCBI's taxonomy places the organism in Eukaryota, Metazoa, Chordata, Mammalia, Carnivora, Felidae. The transcript is spliced from 11 exons.